This is a messenger RNA of Cladophialophora yegresii CBS 114405, 441 nucleotides long. RefSeq lists its product as uncharacterized. Bases 1 to 441 code for a protein of 146 amino acids. The record is from RefSeq and is a predicted model, not a curated record. Lineage: Eukaryota; Fungi; Ascomycota; Eurotiomycetes; Chaetothyriales; Herpotrichiellaceae. The transcript has 3 exons. Gene Ontology annotation, molecular function: protein heterodimerization activity.
AUGUCAUCCGACGCGGUCGACGACCAACUGAUCAAAAGAAUCAAAGAUGAGAUUGCAUUGAUCACGGGCGACAGCCUUCCCCCAGAGUUCAUCGGUUAUGGACCUUCUUUCAAUCGCCAGCGCCUCAGAAGAAUGGUGCACGCGAUCAUGCUGGCUGAAUUUGGGCGUGAUUACGUGAUUGGUAAUCCCACGCUCGAUGUGCUGUUGGUGUUUGCACAGUUUCACGUUGCUUGCAUCAUGAGAGCUGCCAACAUAGCUGCCCAAACGGCCGGGCGAAAAACCGUUGAGGCCGAGGAUUUCACGCUUGCGACCAAGCUGCUUGAGGAGAAGGAGCACCAGAUGAUGUUGAAGAGAGCUUAUGAGAAAUGGGGGCGAACGGAUCGGAUGAGGACACCGCACAUUGAUUCGAGGACGGUGCAACGAUAUGGCUAUGGUUGGUGA